AUGGAUGGUAACGGGCGCUGGGCUUUGCAACGGCAGCUGCCCCGUCCCGAUGGCCACCGGCAGGGCGUGGUCAACAUACAGCGCGUGGUGAAGAUUCUGGCCCGACGCGGCGUUUCGGUAGUUACCCUCUUCGCCUUUUCCACGGAAAACUGGAACCGGCCCGCGCCGGAAGUGGACGCCCUGAUGACCAUUAUGGCCGAGGAGAUUGAGCCGCAAACCCAGCAACUCCACGAAGGCGGUGUGCGGCUGAUCCAUCUUGGCGACCCCGACCCGCUCAACCCCCUGUUGCGGCACGCAGUCGCUGAAGCCCAACAGCGCACCCUCGAAAACUCGGCCGUUACCCUCAACAUCGCCUUCAACUACGGCGGGCGCGAUGAGAUUCUGCGAGCCGUGCGGCGCAUCAUCGCCGAUGACCUGCCGCCCGAGCAGGUGGACGAAGCCCUGUUCAGCCGCUACCUGUACACCGACGGCUGUCCCGACCCCGACCUCAUCAUCCGCACCGGGGGCGAGCAGCGCAUCAGCAAUUUUCUGCUCUGGCAGGCUGCGUACAGCGAGUAUUACCACACGCCUGUGCUUUGGCCUGAUCUGGAUGAGGUUGAGUUGGGGUUGGCCCUCGAUGCCUACAGCCAGCGGCAGCGCCGUUUCGGUGCGCUGAACGCAUCAGACAACACCAGCCAGGAAUAG
Geodia barretti is the source of this 684-nucleotide messenger RNA. The record is from the annotation of a GenBank genome assembly. NCBI's taxonomy places the organism in Eukaryota, Metazoa, Porifera, Demospongiae, Tetractinellida, Geodiidae.